AUGGAUCUCUGUGCGAUCCCGGCAGCUUCUCCGCCGCCAGGUCACACGCCCAACUUAAUUGAUCCUCCAUCUUUAGCCGGCACAACGGUUGUAGUAACUACAAGUCUAAUCACCUGGGCCACUCUAUUCAUAGCGGCACGACUAUACACUCGAUUUGGGAAUCUGAGUUCAGCGGACUGUGAUUCAGACUUUGCGGCCAUUGCCCUCGUCCUGUCAGCUGGCUACAACGGCAGGGUCCUGGCUAUGCUUCAAUAUGCUCGACAUCAGUGGGACAUACCGGCUUGCUGGUUUGAUGCCACAUACAUGAAAAUCCUCUACGCACAAGGAGCUCUUAUGGGCCCCGUUAUUUUCUUCGCGAAAGCAUCUAUCCUUCUUCUAUACCAGCAAAUCUUCCCUCUAGAGAAGCCAAUGAAGCUUGCGAUUCGACUAGGACUUGUCGCGACAUUCGUCAUAUACUGGCCUCACGUCGCCCUCGAGUCGUAUUUUUGUGCACCACAUGUCGGGGAAACAUGGACUGAUCUCCUCAUCACCAGAAGACCGGAAAAGAUGAUAUUCUGGGGCAUCUUGCAAGGAACACUGGCCGUCAUGGAUCUUUGUAUCUUAAUUUUACCGCUCCCCAGGCUCUGGACGCUCCAGCUUUCUCGACCAAAACGGCUACAGAUUAUGACUUUGUUCUCUACAGCCAUGUUAGGAGUCGUCGCCAGCGCUAUGGCUUUGGCUUACCGCAUUGGCCUCAAAACCAGUUCUGAUUUAACCUUCAUACAAAGCCAACUCUUUAUCUGUAUCAACGUGGAGAACAACAUCGCUAUCAUAGUUAGCUGCGUACCAUCUGUUGCCAAAUUUAUCAGGAGCGAUGUGGUCGAGUCGUCCUUCUUUCGAAGUUUACGGUCGAUGUUCCGCUCCAGCAGUCGUGGAUAUGGAUCCGAUGCCAACGAUGGCGUAGAGAUUUCGGGUGGAAUUGGAAAACGGCCUCGAUCUCAUGUGGUGGAGGCAAACGACGAGUAUCACGAGUUGCAGGGGCUGGUGUCUGAAGCUCGAUAA
Molecule: messenger RNA, 1041 nt
Organism: Aspergillus homomorphus CBS 101889
Lineage: Eukaryota; Fungi; Ascomycota; Eurotiomycetes; Eurotiales; Aspergillaceae
Exons: 5
Coding region: 1-1041 (346 amino acids)
Source: RefSeq, a predicted model, not a curated record